GAGAAUCUUGUCUAAACUUUGAAAAUAGUUCUUUUAACUAACUCAGCAUAAAAAUGGAUAAUUCUCAAAUCAUGAAAACAAAUGAUGAUAACAUAAUGACAGUGAAACAUAAAAAACACGGAAGAUUUGUUCGUUUUCUCUCACAUCUUAGACGUAAACCACAUAAUGAUUCAGAGACAAAGACAAAAAACACAACAUCAACAACACCAACACUUCCACCAUUAAUGUCUUGUAUGAAUUCAGAAUCAUUACAGACUGUGUCAUCUACAACACCUCAUUCCCAUGGUUGUUCAACUAUCUCUAAUUGGUUUACUGGUAAAAGUAAAGAGAAUGUUCAUGACAAACGAACAAGUGUAAAACGGAAAAAAUAUCAAGAAAUUGAAGGAACUGUUUUAUUUGAUUACACAACAAGUUCUGAUGUAUAUGAUAGAAUUUUAAAAAAUAGUAUAUUAGGUACACGUUUAAUUAAAAAAUCUGUUAUAUGCAAUCGUCGAUCCGGUGCUAUAAUUGCUUAUGGACCAGAGGAUUUUACACCAUCUAUUGAACAAAUUAAUAAAUUUUUAAUAUUAUCACAAGCUGAACGAGCUGAUCGUGCAAUUAUAGAUAGACAUUUUCAAAUAGCUAUGGAUUCUUGUUUAUAUAAAGAUGUUGAUGAUAAAACUGGUGUACUUCUAGCUGAUGUACUACAAUAUUAUACAAGACCUAAUACAAAUGAAUCGAAUGUUGGCAAACAUGAAUUAUCUGGUUUAUUAACAAAAAAUUCAUUAUUGAUUGGAAUCUAUGAAGUUGGCAAUAGAACUACUAAUGAUGCUAAACAAUUAUUACUUGAAAUGCGAGAUUAUUUUGAUGCACAAGGAAUGUAAUUGUUUUUUUUUUCAUUUUCUUAUUUAUUUUAUCUAGAAAUAUUAUUUACUGAAGUGGUUUUUGAUUAAUUUAAAUUAUAGACUUUGGUUAAUUGAUGAAUAAAUUCAUCUGCACUUUUAUUCUGC
Messenger RNA from Schistosoma turkestanicum, 989 nucleotides. Lineage: Eukaryota; Metazoa; Platyhelminthes; Trematoda; Strigeidida; Schistosomatidae. The record is from the annotation of a GenBank genome assembly.